AUGACAUUCCGGUUUCCGGGAUCGCUCGUGAACAGAGCUUUGCGCAGCCGACUUCUUACAGCGCAGCAAUACCGUGCUACUACUGCCUCCCAACGACUACCGCAGACAUGGAUCGCCUCAAGCAACUACCACCGCUAUUCCUCCUCCUACUCCUCCCCCAACCGCUUUCCCGAUAAAAAUAGAGAUAGAGAUUCUCGCCGCAGAGGAUAUGGCCCAGAACGCUCCGAGAGGGUUGGUGAGAACCAUUUUAAGAACCGGCAUAGAGAUAGACAGGGGGUUCAGGAUGUCGUAUCUAAGGAGAAUCACGAGAUUUUGAUGGCUAUUGCGUCGGGGUCGUUUACUGGGCGUUAUAGCAAUGAGCGCGAAACUUCUGAAAGUGACGCUCUGGACUCCGAGGCUGCUGUACGCGAGGACUUGGAGAAUGAUCCCUAUAACUACGAGGAGGGUGGAAGUGAGGCGCAGGAGAAUGAGGUCUCUGAUGAUCAGACAUCCGAAGAACAAGAGGUUGAGGCCGAGGCCGCCGAUGGCGAGGCUUCCGAGAACGACACCUAUCGUCGCCCCCUUUCAACAAUGCCCAAGCUCACACCUAAGAUUAUCAAUGAGGAGUUGAAAUGGUUGAAUGACCCUCGCAAAAUGGCGGAUCGCGUCGCGCGCAUUUUGCACAGUGGCAAUCCGGCCCUGGCGGCGGCCUUGGUUCGCGCUGGAACAAAGCAGGGCUUGAGAUGUGAUGUUGCUUGGAACCAUCUCCUGCAAUACUGCAUGGAUCAAAAUCACCCGCAGGCUGCGUUUAAAUUCUACAAUGAUAUGAAAAAGCGUGGCAGAAGACCAACCCCCCGAACGUAUACGAUCAUGUUGAAGGGCUUCAGCUCAGCCCCGAGGUCAUUGAGUAUCGCGAAAACUGCCGCCUCUGUCUACCGCUCGAUUGAUUCACCGAACUCUGGAGUCAAACUUGAUAUCAUCCACACCAAUGCUAUGCUUACCGUUUGCCACCGCCAUUGGGAUAUGGAUCGGCUGUGGAAAAUUGCCGGUGACCUACCUGAAGAAGGACCAGGUGCCCCGGAUGCUACCACCUACACCAUUAUCUUGAACGCUGUCCAAUUCGCAGCUCGCAGAGAUAUGCAGAGAAGGUCUCCUGAUGAGAUUGAAAAGAUUCUCGAACGAAAGACCCAGGUUAUUGCCGAAGGCAAGCGGAUUUGGGCCGAUGUCAUCUGGCGGUGGAAGAACCAAACCUUGCAAAUUGACAAUGAACUUGUUAACGCCAUGGCCAGCUUACUUCUGGAAGGAGGUAGUGAUAUUGACUGCUACAAUGUCAUGGAAUUGUACAAGCAAACUAUGGGGAUCCCCAUAUUACAAAAGCGACCCACUGAGAACGAGACGACGACGCGCCGCAGGAUCACUCCCGAGCAAACUCAAGCACUCGAAGUCCAAGAGGCUGUGCGGCAAUCAAAUAUGGAAGAUGUUCCGUUCGUAGACGAAAAUAAUCGACCGAUUGAAAGCUUGGAAUCGGCCGAGGAAGUUGAGCAACGCUUGAGAGAAGAAGUGGAAGAAGUGGAGGAGAAAGAGGAAGAAGUUGAAGAGGAGGAAGAGGAAGACUUUACAGAACUCUUCAAACCUGUCGUUCCCCAGGCGGAGGAGCUCUCAUUCCUUAAACCAGACAGCAAGGAACUGACUCUUAUCCUGAAUGCUUGUUUCACCAUGACCCAAGGAUCCGAGGGUGGACAGGCCUACUGGAAACAUAUGACUUUGGAAGACCACGAUUACCGCAUUGACCCCGACACCUUCACCUACAUCCAAUAUUUCCGCCUCCUCCGCAUCUCCCGCUCCAGCAAAAUCAGCGUCAAAACCAUGCGCGAGCAGAUGGUUCCCUCCGGCCAAGCAAACGGAACCGCAUUCCACGUUGCUCUCAGCGUCUGUCGCCGUGAUCGCCGCAACCACUCAAUGCUCCAACAUGCGAACGAGCUAGUCGGUCUAAUGGAUAAAGCAUUGAUCCUACCCGACAUCCGCGUCCUCGAAGGCUAUCUGGAAACGAUCCAGAUCCUUUCCACCAACCCGUCCGUCCUCCUGCACCUCAGAGGACUCGACACUACCGAAAAAUCCACAACCUCUAGACCCACUAAACUGCAUGACAUGGGCCGGAAACUACAAGCGAAGCUGCGACUAGUUGCCAUCGCCACCUUACGACCAUAUAUCCAUCAGCUUCACGAAGCGAUGGAGAACGGUAAACCCGAGUCGAAGACUCGUUGGAGCGCCAUCCAGAAUACAAUGUCGGAUGCUGUUGCCGGUCCGGCGGCUGUGAAGAUCAUGGCGCGGGUUCGGCUGGUGGUUGACGAUACCCUCAAGCUUGACUAUAAGUCUCAUGUUUCGAAGGCUGAGCGCAAGGCGCUUGAGGCUGACUCGAAGAUGCUGAAGAAGUAUUCUGAUAAGGAUGUCAUUGCGGCUUUCAGGAAACAGAAGGUAUACCCGACGAUUCAGCAGAAGGAGGAUGCCCGGAACCGUAUUAGAAAGUUCCAGUCGGAGGCUAGGAAUUCUCGGGAUCAAAAAGGCUCGGAUCAGCAAGAGGAGCGAGAAGCACGGAUUGAGGCUUAA
Molecule: messenger RNA, 2586 nt
Organism: Penicillium vulpinum
Lineage: Eukaryota; Fungi; Ascomycota; Eurotiomycetes; Eurotiales; Aspergillaceae
Product: pentatricopeptide repeat-containing protein
Exons: 2
Coding region: 1-2586 (861 amino acids)
Molecular function (GO): protein binding
Source: RefSeq, a predicted model, not a curated record